Molecule: messenger RNA, 1358 nt
Organism: Diachasma alloeum
Lineage: Eukaryota; Metazoa; Arthropoda; Insecta; Hymenoptera; Braconidae
Product: rRNA-processing protein UTP23 homolog
Exons: 3
Coding region: 88-834 (248 amino acids)
Cellular component (GO): small-subunit processome; nucleolus
Molecular function (GO): small ribosomal subunit rRNA binding
Source: RefSeq, a predicted model, not a curated record
CAUUCUCAACCUCAAAUCAAACACAUCCUUCCUCAAUCCUGUUAUAAUUGUUCCAUGUGUCCAAACAAUUCGAGUGAAUAAGCAAAAAUGAAAAUCACUCGGCAUAAAAAAGUGCAGAAGUACCUGAAUUUCUACGUUAAUAAUUACAAAUUUCGGGCACCGUUUCAAGUGCUGAUUGAUGGAACGUUUUGUUUUGCUGCUCUUCAGGAAAAAUUUAAUAUUCAAGACCAAUUACCAAAGUACUUUCAACAAGAAACGAAACUCCUGACUACCCCAUGUAUCAUCAUGGAAACAGAGAGUUUGGGGCCUCAGACCUAUGGAGCAAUGCUCAUCGCUAAGAAAUUUGCUGUGCACAGGUGCAGCCACGAGAAGCAUCCGACGACGGGGUCCAAGUGCCUGAGGUCUAUGAUAAAAAAUAAUAAUCCGUCUAGAUAUAUAGUAGCAACACAAGACAGGGAGCUUCAAGAGAAGAUUCGCAAGAGAGCGGGGGUGCCUCUCCUCUAUCUCCACGGAAAGGUCCCCACACUGGAUCCACCCUCCCAGGCUAGCAGGACCGACGCCCAGAGUCAGCUAGAAAGUGUUGAUCUGGACGUUCACCAGAGACAAACCCUGGAGGAGUUGAAGCAGAGCUCGGGACUCGUCACCCAGGAGGAGACAAAAAUAAAGAAGAAGAAGAGGAAAGGGGGGCCGAACUCCCUCAGCUGCAAGAAGAAGCAGAAGAAGUCUUCAGAAGAUGAAACGCCAAAAACAUCUGGAAAAGUGCGAAAGAGGAGAAAAGCGAAGAUUCCGUCACAUGUUAAAGAAAUGUUGAAGACUGAGGAAAAUGAUAAAUGACAAAAUUAAAUCGAAUUAACCAUUUGUUUUUCCAGUCAUUAAUUUCUUCAGUUAAUCGAAAUAAAAAAUAAUUAAAGAGAGAAUUGGACAGAAAAAUCACAAAUAAACGGCGGUAUGGAUUUGUUCAUCGAUCGAGCUUAAUUCUUAAUUCUUUUAUUUUAUUUUAAUUAUAAUUUAAAUAUUAAAAAUUAAUUAAUAUUAAAAAUAAUUAAUUUUAAAAAUUUAUUAAUUGUAAUUCAAACAUUUUAUUCUUUUAUUUUAUUUUUAUCAGAUUCUUCAUUCUCUUAUUACUGAUGUUCAACAGAAGAUGUAUUAAAUUGUUUGUAUAUAAGACUGGAACAUGUUCGCAUUGUUCAACAAAAAAAAUGAAAAAAUAGGAGAAGAGAACAGCGAAAUAAGAAUUUAAAAAAUGAAAUUGUCCGCUUGUUCCGUUCGUGAUCUGUAAAAAAUUUUCAUGUAAAUGAACGAAUGAGUAAAUGAAUAAAAAUCGACACGACGAUCGAGCUCGGUCUGGAUAACAUGAA